Molecule: messenger RNA, 345 nt
Organism: Fusarium redolens
Lineage: Eukaryota; Fungi; Ascomycota; Sordariomycetes; Hypocreales; Nectriaceae
Exons: 1
Coding region: 1-345 (114 amino acids)
Source: RefSeq, a predicted model, not a curated record
AUGACUUUAGGCUCGGUAUCAGAGGCACUGGCAGGCUGUACAUCAACUUCUGCUCAGCAUCAUCGAGAACCAGAAUCCAGGAGCGAUGCUAUUCGGCUCUGGGAUCAUGGAAGCAAGUGGCAGCAAAGAGCUCGUGGCUCGUCAAGACUAUUGAAUUCCAGCCGGAAUGGGGUUGCGCUAAAGACAAACAAGCUACCACCGUUUAGUCCUGUAGGCGGCAAGCAUAGAGGUUUACGUUUUGGUGCCUGCAAACGACAGGAUGCUAUAAAAGCUAUUGAAGAAGCAGCUGAUCUGGUCAGAUUUGACGACCAAGUCGCUCUGCUUAUCGGAUUCAAUGGAGACUAG